AUGGAUUCCAUUACUGGAAGAGUGAAAGAGAUUAUAAGCAAUCGCUUGCAGGCUAUUGCGAAAGAGAUUAAGCAUUUAACUAGUGUGCCCAACGAUGCCCAGCACCUCCGCGUGGAAAUAGAUCAUGUGAAGGGUAUAGUCGAUCAUAUUAACAGUCGGCUAAGUUGGAAAGGUCGACAGCCUUUGGCAGUGGUGAGUCUUUGGGUGAGCACACAAGAGCAAAUCGUCCAAUCUGCUGAAGAGGUGUUUCUCCAGCACGUAGAAAACAAGCACCGUCGCUUGUGUUGUUGCUGCCCUCACUGUUUCCUUGUCAAAAGAUCCUGUCGAAAGAUCCGUAAUGCUCUAGCGGAAAUAGAUGAGCUUCUGAAGAUGAAAGAUUCAGAUUUUCCUAAGAAUGGAGACCUGGAAGAGCCUCCGGAGACGCUGAUGCCGCCCGUGGGGAAGGAGCUGGUUGGCGCAUUUGUUCAGGAGAAGCUGUCGGAGCUGGAGACGUGGGUGCUGGAAGAUGACUCUGUUCGUGUGGUUGGCGUCUAUGGAAUGCCCGGCUUGGGAAAGACGUCCUUGCUCAAACAAAUCAACAACAAUGUAAAGGUAAUCAAUUUCUUUAAGCUUGUGAUUUGGGUUACUGUGUCUGGAGAAUCCGAUGUCUCCGCGCUCCAGAAGCGUAUUUUUGAGACAAUUGAGUUGCCUUGGCGAUCCAAUUUGAGUAUUGACGAAGCUGCAGGGGUCUUGCUUUCGGUUUUCAAGGAGAGGCGACUGCUGCUCAUUUUGGACGAUGUGCGGAGAAGCAUAGAUGUUUCUAAUUUGGGAAUUUCUGUUUCUGACAAUACGACAAAAGUCGUACUUACGUCCAGGGAUAAAGUGGUGUGCAGUAGCAUGAGAGCAGACAAGAUGAUCGCAAUGAAGCAUCUGACGGAGGAAGAAGGUUGGGAGCUUUUCUGCAGAGGAGCCUUCGUAGCUGGCGAGGAUCAGAAUAUGGAUAGCGAGAUAGAACAAUUGGCCAGAUCCGUCGCAAAGGAGUGUAAAGGGCAUCCCCUGGCCAUUAAAACCCUUGCUCGGACAACGCCGCAGCUUCACAGCACCGCCCAGUCGGCAUGGGAAAACAUUCUGAAGGAGCUAAAGGAGAUUGAACCCCAGUUUCAUCGCAUUCACGAAGAGAUUCUGAGCGAAUUGUUCAAGCCACUGAAGCACAGCUACGAUGCUCUGGAAACAGAUGAACUCAGGCUUUGUUUCCUGUACUUGGCAGCUUAUAGAGAACACGAAGAAAUCGACGCGGAUCAAUUGAUACAGUUGUGGUUGGCAGAGGGUCUAGUGAAAAGCAGAUUUGAAGGGCGCUACGUUUUUCUCAAGAUCUUGGCGGACCGAUGUUUGGUCGACAUUGAGGUUAAAGAGGAAAACGGCCAUGAUAUUUGGAAAGUGAAAAUCCAUGAUUUGCUCAGAGAUAUGGCGGUACACAUCGCUGAGAUCGACCAGAAAAGCUUGUUCCGUGCAGGUCAGAGUUUAAAAGAGUUUCCGCACUCUUUAUUUGCAAAUCCACAAUGGGUGAGGAUAUCAUUGAGCCAUAAACGUAUCAGUUUUCUGCCUGACAAAUUUGUUUGCAGGAAGCUAGUGACUCUGUUGCUAAACUCGAAUACAAUUGAAGAGGUUCCGGAGGGCUUCCUGGAUAAGCUGGAUAUGUUAAUGGUGCUUGAUCUCAGCAACACGCCCAUCAAAUUCUUGCCAAAGUCCAUCUACCUUUUGAAUAAUCUACGAUAUCUCCAGCUUUCCAAUACCCAGAUUAGGUUUAAAGUACUUCCAUGCGGACUUGAUAAUCUCAAGUCUCUCAAACAGAUCAAAGGAUAUAAGGAAUGGUGGAAUGAAAUUAGCUGGGAAGAUGAAGUGAUGAAGAACCAUCUUUAUGUUAAGUAUGUAGAAAUUGUGCAAAUCCAUGAUAAUUGUCAUGUUUAA
Molecule: messenger RNA, 1947 nt
Organism: Cryptomeria japonica (Japanese cedar)
Lineage: Eukaryota; Viridiplantae; Streptophyta; Pinopsida; Cupressales; Cupressaceae
Product: probable disease resistance protein At5g63020
Exons: 2
Coding region: 1-1947 (648 amino acids)
Molecular function (GO): ADP binding; protein binding
Source: RefSeq, a predicted model, not a curated record